Chara braunii is the source of this 4045-nucleotide messenger RNA. Lineage: Eukaryota; Viridiplantae; Streptophyta; Charophyceae; Charales; Characeae. The record is from the annotation of a GenBank genome assembly.
CGUCGACGCGCGCGAGAAGGCAGAAGGCAACUGACGCAGCGAGUGGUUAUAUAUAUAUAUAUAUUUUGUGUGUGUGUGUGUGUGUGUGCGGGUAGGCGAAGCGGGAGGAGGACGGCUGGCAGAGGAGAGUGGGAGGAGUAAGGGUACAGCAGACGGGGGAGGGAGGAUGGGCUAUGGCGUCGAGAUGGGCCGUCCGCCGGCGGUGGUGGCCGUUGCAAUGGAGGCGGUUUUCGGCUCACGUGGGCGUUGUGGCAGCAGCAGCCACCAUCGCCGAGUCUUCUGCUCGGCAAAUGUUCUCCUUUUCGCUCUUGCUCUCUGUGCGGUGACAGCGGCGGCGGCGGCGACGGCGGUGGGGGACACAUCAUCAGCUGUUGGCAAGCUGAUUAACACAAGGAUUGACAGGCGGAUCGAUCUGUCGACGCAGUUUGUGAAGCUCUACGUCACGGCGAAGAUGGAGAACGAAGGUUCGGCGGAAGUUUCCGAGAUCCUUCUUGCCCUUCCUAAUCAGCAAGCGGAACGUCUCGCGUACCGUACGGUUAAAAUUGGCGGGAACGACGGGGGGGGCGCGGCGUUGCCGGUGUCGGCGGUUGUCCCCGCCAUUUCUGGCGUCGAUCCUGCGCUUUCCAAGGGCAUCACGUUUUUCGCCGUGUCUCUUCCCUCUCCGCUGAAGUCUGGCGGAUCGCUAACCCUAGAAAUCCACUGCGUGUUCACCCGCCUGCUGGAACCCUACCCCGCCGAAAUCUCUCAACAAGACCCACAGCUCGUGCUCUACCACGACAACCAUUACUUCCUCUCCGUCUAUCCAACGAAAACACAGGUCACGAAGGUCUCGCUCUUCAGUCCGGGCGUCGAGUCCUACACGAAGGAGGAACCGACGAGGAAGAGAGACAACGAGAUCACCUAUGGGUUUUAUCAUAACACACAGCCCUUGGCAAUCUCUCCCAUGCGUAUUCACUACGAGAAUCUUGCCAAAUUCGCGGUCAUCUCGAAUCUAGUACGCGAGAUGGAAGUGUCGCCGUGGGGGAGCGUGACAGUGAAAGAAGACUACGUGAUUUACAAUGGCGGGGCGAAGCACAAGGGCACCUUCUCUAGGCUGGAUUAUCAGCUGCGGCCGGGCGCAAGCGGCGCCGCCUCCUUCCGCCGACUCUUCGCCACGCUCCCGCCGCGCGCAUUCGACGUGUACUACCGCGACGAGAUUGGCAAUAUCUCUUCCUCUCUUUUGCGCGGCGACUCCAAGAAGACGGAGCUGGAGGUUGAGCCUCGGUUCCCCAUGCUGGGCGGGUGGAAGGUGGCUUUCACUAUCGGCUACAAGCUGCCGUUGGAAGACUGCGUGUCUGUGUCAAAGGAGGACGGCAGGCGCGUGUUGACUAUGCCGUUCGGUACACCUUUCGAAGACGCGUAUGUGGAGGAUCUGACGGUGGAGGUGGCACUACCUGAAGGAGCUGCGGACAUGGAACCGGUAGUUCCUGCUGCGCUUCAGGGAGCGGCUGGCGGCGGCGGCGGCGGAGAUGUCUCCGUCUUCCUCUCUGUCAAACACGCAAUGCUGGACAUCACCGGUCGACCUGUGAUCGUCUUGAAGAAGACGAACGUUGUCGCCGAACACAACGUCGCUUUCCAAGUCAAGUACAACUUUGCCGCCAUAUCCAUGCUUCGCAAACCCUUGUUGUUGAUCUCCGCCGUUGGCGCCUUCUUCCUCGCUUGCAUGGUGUACGCUCGGGCCGACUUCACCAUAUCCAAGAGCUCGCCAGCGUACGUAGCGAGGAAACAGAGGGAGGAGGUGAUCGACGCCGUGCAGAAGGUCCGAGCCGUUCUCAAAUCUAGGGUUGGAUUAACCAGAUACUUGGAGGCAUCGCUGAAAGAGCUGACGAGGAAAGGAGAGGAGGGGGUUGCCGAGUGUAAGGCGGUGAGAGCGCCGGUGGAGGAGAAACUCAAGGAGACCGCCAAGUCUAUCAAGAGCCUCGUUGAUCGGUUGGAAUCGAGCGGUGGACGUUCGAUUGGGCUCGUUGCCAAGGUCAAGGACAUAAUCGCAAAAGAAAAGGAGCUGCAGACGCAGGCCGUCCAGAAACAUGUGGCCAUGGUAGAGGGGUAUGAACGCAAAUUGGCGCCAAGAGAGAUUGAUCAACGCGUGGAGAAGAUCCAGCAGAGACUCACCGCUCUCAUGACGGAGGUGCGCGACCUGCUGCAGGCACUCGAUGAAUGAAAAAUGAAUCCAAUUAUGAAUCCAAUGAAUUCAACGAACGAGCGGGAGGAAGAAAGCGGUGACGGCUAGCCUGCCGCAAAAGUGGCGAACGAACGAACGAGAGAGAGGUAGAGCGAGAGCGAGAGAGAGAGAGAGAGAGAGCCUGCGCCAAAAAUGGCCAACGAACGAACGAGAGAGAGAGAGAGAGAGAGAGAGAGAGAGAGAGAGAGAGAGAGAGAGAGAGAGAAGGCACGAUCAAUCUCUGAUCACCCCCGGACCCGGUAGUGUGUAUCGUUGGAUUAAUCAGUCCGCCGAUCUGAUUUAAGUCGGGGGCGGUCCUUGACGUAGUGGGGGCGAGCUCUAGGGAGGAAGGUGGGGAAUGAAUGGAUGAAGCCAGCAAAUGAGAGAAGGAGACGACGAAGGAGACGACGAAGGAGAGAACACCUGUUUUAGGGUUUGAAAUGGAAGAGGUGAGUAGCAAGUAGGAGGAGGAGGAGGAGGAAUAGAAAUUGAUGGGAUGCGAGUUUAGGUUAAGAGUAUGCGAUGAAAUGGUGCUGUUGCAGCUGUUCCUGCUGGAGGAGGAGGAGGAGGAGGAGGAAGAGGAGUUGGCAGGAGGAGAUUUCUAGGUUAAAAAAGGGAUGCACACAAUGAAAUGGUGGUGUGGCAGAUCUGCGGCUCAGCGAGGAAGAAUCAUAACGAUUAUCGCUGUGGGCUUCGGGGUACGAAUCAGGUAUUUGCGGUUAGGGAGGAGCUGGCCGAUGGCAAGAGACCGAGAGGACGAGGAGGAGGAGGAGGAAGAGUUGGCUCUGCUGUAAUCGAGAUGGUGGAGAUUGAACCGUCAUGAGGUUUGUGACUUACGUUCUGUUUUCUGAUCUGAGCUUCUGCGGUGAGCGGGGAACGCGUGGAAUAACGGAGCGGGAGUUUUUUGGCGCGCCGAAGAAGUAGCGGGCAUUUUUUGGCGCGCUAAUAAGGCUAUCUUCUGGUCGUCUCUUGAAUCAGCUUCUCUCUGGGCUCGUGUCGUUGGUCAUCGAUUCGAUCAAUUGGUUGAUAGAUGGAUUGGUUGAUUGGUUGACCGAUUGAUUGGUUGAUUGAUUGAUUGAUUGUUAUUGGUGCCUAAUUAGGGCUUUUGCGUCAUUCGUGAUAAUCGAGGUCCUCCUAGUGUAGGGGGGUCAAUCAUAAGAUGAUGAUGAUGAUGAUGAUGAUGAUGAUGGAUCAAUUUGUCAUGGUGGUCGCCCUCUGAGAGACGAGAGGAGGAGGAGGAGGAGGAGGAGGUGUUUUUGUACUGUCUCGCUUGGCUUACUGCGUCAGCAAAUUUUUGUUUGGUCCUUUUCGCGGAUUUUGCGGAUUUUUUGUCGUUUUCCGUUUCGGUGGAUUGAUAUGUGAAAUAUUCAAUGAAGAACAAAAGAAAAAAAGUGAAAAAAGAGGGAAAAAAAGACUCGUGUUGGCCUUUUUUUUUUUGCCUGUUUCUCUCUCUUGUUUUUUUUUCCUGCAAUUGUCGUCAGUCGGCACUGAUCGGUUACCUUCUUCGGAUUUGAACCGUUUCUUAGGGCGAGUAUACACACCGGGGGUUCUCUUUGCCGAUCUCUCGGGACGUAAUUGCGGUCUGAUUCAUCCAGGACCGGCCGUAGUUGCAGUCAAAUGCGUCGAUGACGCCUGAAUUUAUCAGUAUCUUCCUAUCUUCCUCGGAUUUGAUCCGUUUCAGCGCGUGUUCAUACUGGGACUUCUGUUCACUCGUUUGUGGACGUAUUCGCUGUCAGAUUCAGUCAAAACCGGCCGCAAUUGCAGUCAAAUACAUCUGAAUUUAGUCCCAGGGUGAGCGAGUAUGUUCUUUUGUCAUUGGGUAAUAAAUGAAUUCAUAUUCCGUCC